This is a messenger RNA of Chanos chanos (milkfish), 1815 nucleotides long. It is a transcript of the gene csnk1g1, whose product is annotated as casein kinase 1, gamma 1. Lineage: Eukaryota; Metazoa; Chordata; Actinopteri; Gonorynchiformes; Chanidae. Bases 267 to 1670 code for a protein of 467 amino acids. The record is from RefSeq and is a predicted model, not a curated record. The transcript has 14 exons. Gene Ontology annotation, molecular function: protein serine/threonine kinase activity; ATP binding. Gene Ontology annotation, biological process: protein phosphorylation.
UUCUGACGUGCAGAAACCUUAACAGGGCCAAGAUUAUUUGCAGGCGCAGACAGUUAACUGAUACAACACUUUCGUAGUAAAGGCAUUAACAGCGCGAUUACCAUCAACGUGGAAGCAUUCCAUCUUUCCUUCCUUACCCCAAUGUGGAGGUCUGCAGGGCUCAGGUCAUUAACAGGGAGGGAGUGACUGCCAUCUCACGUCCCAUGAGCAUUUUGUGGGGCACAGGCUUGGUUUGUCUGGAUCUCUGUGUCACUAGUGCUUGAGUCAUGGACCACCCCAGAGAGAAGGAGGGUGAGAGGCCAGUGAGGAGCAGUAAAGUGGCACAGGGACGCAGCGGCCACUCCCGGCCCUCCAGCUCCUCCGCAUCUUCUGGCGUCCUCAUGGUGGGACCAAACUUUCGUGUGGGCAAGAAGAUUGGCUGUGGCAACUUUGGAGAACUCAAACUUGGGAAAAACCUUUAUACCAAUGAAUAUGUCGCCAUUAAAUUGGAACCUGUGAAAUCCAGGGCACCGCAGCUGCAUUUGGAGUACCGGUUCUACAAAACCUUGGGCAGCACAGCGGAAGGCCUGCCCCAGGUGUACUAUUUUGGGCCCUGUGGGAAAUACAAUGCCAUGGUUUUGGAGCUGCUGGGACCCAGUCUGGAGGAUCUGUUUGACCUGUGUGACCGGACGUUCUCUCUUAAGACUGUCUUAAUGAUAGCCAUUCAGCUGAUAUCCAGGAUGGAGUAUGUGCAUUCGAAGAACCUCAUCUACAGGGAUGUGAAACCAGAAAACUUUCUCAUUGGGCGACAAGGGAGCAAGAAGGAGCACAUUAUUCACAUCAUUGACUUUGGCUUGGCCAAAGAAUACAUUGACCCUGAAACCAAAAAACACAUUCCUUACCGGGAGCACAAGAGCCUAACGGGCACAGCUCGAUACAUGUCCAUUAACACACACCUGGGGAAGGAGCAAAGCCGGCGAGAUGACCUUGAAGCCUUAGGUCACAUGUUCAUGUAUUUUCUUAGAGGGAGUCUCCCUUGGCAAGGACUAAAGGCCGACACAUUGAAAGAACGAUACCAGAAGAUUGGUGACACAAAACGGAACACACCCAUAGAGGUUCUCUGUGAGAGUUUUCCAGAAGAAAUGGCCACCUAUUUGCGCUAUGUGAGACGGUUGGACUUCUUUGAGAAACCUGAUUACGAGUACUUGAGGACCUUGUUCACAGAACUGUUUGAGCGGAAAGGAUAUACUUUUGAUUAUACCUACGACUGGGUUGGCAGGCAGAUUCCCACACCAGUGGGGUCCGUCCAUGUAGAUUCAGGAGCAUCAGCCAUCACACGAGAGAGCCACACACAUAGAGACAGACCCUCCCAGCACCAGCCCCUGCGUAACCAGACGGCCGUGUCCGACCGCAGAGGAGCGUGGGAGGUGCAGCCCAAUCGGCAGACAAACUCCUCCUACCUGACCUCCCACCUGGCAGCGGACAGGCAUGGGGGUUCAGUGCAGGUGGUCAGCUCGACUAAUGGGGAACUCAAUGCAGAUGACCCGCUGGCAGCCCACUCCAACGCACCAAUCACAGCACAGGCAGAGGUGGAAGUGGUGGAUGAGGCUAACUGCGUGAAAAUGCUCAACCUGUGGUGCUGCUGCUUCUUUAAGAGGAAGAGGAAGAAGAACACCCCUCGGCACAAAUGAUCUCCUCACUCCUUUUUCACCUGCUCCAUUCUUUUCCCUUGUUUUUUUGGAGUUAAGAAAAUUUCAAAAGAAGACAACAGAAAGUCUUCCGAGUGAAUCACCUCGGAGGGCCCUGCAUAUUAAAGAGAGUGAAGAGAAAUACACA